Molecule: messenger RNA, 740 nt
Organism: Paramacrobiotus metropolitanus
Lineage: Eukaryota; Metazoa; Tardigrada; Eutardigrada; Parachela; Macrobiotidae
Exons: 4
Coding region: 108-740 (210 amino acids)
Source: RefSeq, a predicted model, not a curated record
CCAUUAUCGCAACGCUGUAAUGAGUCUGACAUUCACUCAAGUUUUCUGUUGUGUUGUUGUAACUUUUCGUCAUUUACGUGUGCACUUUUCUUCGUUGGCCCUGCGAGAUGCCUUGGCCUGUGCCCAAUCAACCCCGACGGUCUUCGGAGAGCCAGCACUGCUCGGGCAGUGACGGUAGUCUGUCGCCUGAACAGAACCAAGAGAGAGACCCAAUACAGCCUGUACAGGAGCGCCCGGAGCCAGCAAGCGCCAACGACAAUGGGGAACUGGCGUUUUGCGCGGCGGUGGGACGUCCGGACACGGAGACCGUCCCUGGCGUCAGCGUGCCCAACGAGCUGAUGACACGGGUUUCCGACAGCGACACGCACGUGCUGAUCAGGGCCACCAUCGAAUCCAUGAUCGAUCCUCUUCGCUGUCCGUUCGGGUUUGAAAAAGGCGCCGUGAAAGCCUGCGUUACUUUCUACGCCGGCAUGCCUGUGGGGCUGAAGGCGCACUUGGAGCGCGUCCACGGAAUGCACAACGUGCAGCUGAACCUGGCCUGUCCCUGUCCAGCUAAAUUCAACGGCGGUGUCCACUGUGAUUACGUGCAGUUCGACCCGGUCGGCUACUUUUUGCCUAGCCACAUCCGAGAACGCCAUCCGCAGUACAAGGAGCGUAUGGUAGACGCGCUGUGCAAACAGCAGAAUAAGAAAACCGGCGAAUAUGGUGUCUUGUUGCGGCCGCUUUCUUCUUAUUCAUAA